Molecule: messenger RNA, 3430 nt
Organism: Bufo bufo (common toad)
Lineage: Eukaryota; Metazoa; Chordata; Amphibia; Anura; Bufonidae
Gene: U2SURP
Product: U2 snRNP associated SURP domain containing
Exons: 26
Coding region: 32-2920 (962 amino acids)
Biological process (GO): RNA processing
Cellular component (GO): nucleus
Molecular function (GO): RNA binding
Source: RefSeq, a predicted model, not a curated record
GUUUGGCCUGUAGAGGCUGUAGAGACGCAAGAUGGCGGAGAAGAUGUCUGGCGGUUCGCAGAAAGCGGGCUCAAAGCAACCUCUCUUAGACAGCAAGCUUAAAGCAUUCAGCAUUGGGAAAAUGAGUACGACAAAGAGAACACUAAGCAAGAAGGAGCAAGAGGAACUGAAGAAGAAGGAGGAUGAAAAAGCUGCUGCAGAGAUUUACGAGGAAUUUCUUGCUGCGUUUGAGGGUGCUGAUGCCAGCAAAGUUAAAACAUUUGUCAGAGGGGGCAUUGUCAAUGCCACAAAAGAUGAACAUGAGGCGGAUGAGAAGAAGGGCAAAUUGUAUAAGCCUGCCUCACGGUUUUCUGAGCCCAAACCUCAGCCAGCACCUGUUGAGAGACCACCCCCUCCAAUUUUACUUAUAGAACCUAAGAAACCGAUAUUAAAGAAAGGAGAGAAGGAGAAGAAGAAAAGUAAUUUGGAGCUUUUUAAAGAAGAACUCAAACAGAUUCAGGAAGAGAGGGAUGAACGGCACAAAACAAAAGGCAGAAUGAGCAGAUUUGAACCUCCACAAACAGAUGGUGAAGGACAGAAGCGUUCAGUAGAUCCUCAAUCAAGAAGAAACCGAGCCUCUGGUACUCUUGAUGACUACGCCCCGGGAUCGCAUGAUGUUGGGGAUCCGAGCACAACCAAUUUGUAUCUAGGAAACAUCAACCCUCAGAUGAAUGAAGAGAUGCUGUGCCAGGAGUUCGGGAGGUUUGGCCCAUUGGCUAGUGUUAAAAUCAUGUGGCCACGAACAGAUGAGGAGAGAGCACGAGAAAGGAACUGUGGGUUUGUUGCCUUCAUGAACAGACGAGACGCUGAAAGGGCACUGAAGAACUUGAACGGAAAAAUGGUUAUGUCCUUUGAAAUGAAGCUAGGGUGGGGAAAAGCGGUGCCUAUCCCUCCACACCCAAUAUAUAUUCCCCCGUCUAUGAUGGAGCACACACUUCCACCCCCUCCAUCCGGUCUGCCUUUUAAUGCCCAGCCUAGAGAACGCCUCAAGAAUCCGAAUUCUCCCUUGUUGCCACCACCGAAAAAUAAGGAAGAUUUUGAGAAGACUCUGUCGCAAGCCAUAGUCAAAGUGGUUAUCCCAACAGAAAGGAAUUUACUCGCUCUGAUCCAUCGUAUGAUCGAAUUUGUGGUGCGUGAAGGUCCAAUGUUUGAAGCAAUGAUCAUGAACAGAGAAAUCAACAAUCCAAUGUUCAGGUUCCUGUUUGAAAACCAGACGCCAGCGCAUGUAUAUUACAGGUGGAAGCUUUACUCAAUAUUACAGGGAGAUGCUCCUAUAAAAUGGAAAACAGAAGACUUCCGAAUGUUUAAGAAUGGCUCUUUCUGGAGGCCACCACCUUUAAAUCCAUAUUUACAUGGCAUGGCCGAAGAACAGGAAGCAGAAACUCUUGUUGAGGAGCCCAUCAAAAAAGGAUCACUCAAGGAAGAACAAAGGGACAAAUUGGAAGAAGUGUUACGCGGGUUAACUCCACGGAAGAACGACAUUGGGGAAGCUAUGAUGUUCUGUCUUAACCAUGCAGAAGCAGCAGAAGAAAUUGUAGAUUGCAUAGCAGAAUCGCUGUCAAUAUUGAAAACCCCUCUCCCAAAAAAGAUCGCCAGACUAUACCUGGUUUCAGAUGUCUUAUAUAACUCUUCUGCUAAAGUUGCCAAUGCAUCCUACUAUAGAAAAUACUUUGAAACUAAAUUAUGCCAAAUUUUUGCUGAUUUGAAUGCUGCCUAUAGAGCCAUACAGGGUCACCUUCAGUCAGAGAAUUUUAAGCAACGUGUUAUGGCGUGCUUCCGUGCCUGGGAAGACUGGACGAUUUAUCCUGAGCCCUAUUUGAUCAAACUACAAAACAUUUUCCUUGGUCUUGUAAAUAUUGAAGAAAAAGAACCUGAGGAGAUAGUCGAUGACUUGGAUGGGGCCCCAAUUGAGGAAGAAUUAGAUGGAGCUCCAUUGGAGGAUGUUGAUGGGCUUCUUAUUGAUGGUGCCCCACUGGAAGAUUUUGAUGGUUUACCGUUAAAAGCUCUUGAUGAUGAUUUGGACGGUGUCCCAUUGGAUAUCGGUGAUGAAAAAAAGAAUGAGCCAAUUUUUAAAGUUGCCCCAUCUAAAUGGGAAGCUGUAGAUGAAUCAGAGCUGGAGUCUCAAGCAGUAACAACAUCUAAAUGGGAGGUGUUUGAUCAACAUGAGGCAUCUGACGAAGAAGAAAAUAUAAAUCAAGAAGAAGAAAGUGAGGAUGAGGAUGACACGCAAAGUUCUAAGUCAGAGGACCAACACUACUACAACCCAAUUCGAGAUGACAUGUCUGAUUCUAAAUCCAUGAAAUACUCUGAAAUGAGUGAAGAGAAGCGUGCCAAACUUCGAGAAAUUGAGCUGAAGGUAAUGAAGUUCCAGGAUGAAAUUGAGUCUGGUAAAAGGCCAAAGAAGUCUGGACAGAGUAUUCAGGAGCAGGUUGAACAUUACAGAGACAAGCUGCUACAGAGGGAGAGAGAAAAAGAAGUGGAAAGAGAAAGAGACAGAGAUAAGAAAGAUAAAGAGAAGUUUGAGUACAGAUCAAAAGAAAAAAAGGAUGACUCUACACCAACCAGAAAAGAGAGGAAAAGGCGUCACAGUGGAUCUCCCAGUCCAUCACGUAGCAGCAGCAGUAAACGAGGCAAAUCUCCUUCACCAAAAUCUGAACGCUCAGAAAGGUCGCACAAGGAUAACUCACGAUCCAGAUCCUCUCAUAAAGACUCUCCCAGAGAUGUUAGUAAAAAGGGCAAAAGGUCACCUACAGGCUCUCUGACACCUAAAAGAUCUAGAAGAUCACGGUCGCGGUCCCCAAAAAAGUCUGUGAAGAAGUCCAGGUCCCAGUCCAGAUCCCCUCACAGAUCUCACAAAAAGUCAAAGAAAAGCAAACACUGACAUACCAUCAAUCUUGCUUUUUGUUUUUCUUCUUUUUUUAUGAAGAUGUCAGUUAAUGAUUUUUUUUCUCUGUGCCUGAGAAGUCAUUAAAAAAACUAAAUAAAAAAUGUCAAAAAAAAAAUGAGAUAAAAAUAACAAAUCCUAUACGGCAGCAUUCCUACAUUUGUUGUGAAUGCAUGUGUAUAUUUCUGAGCAAUUGCAUCUGUAGAAUUUGUCAUUGUUUUAUAUUGUAAAAUAUCCUGUUGACUGUGGCUAUGUAAUUCCUCUAAAAGGAACCAUUUUGUGCUAGGAUUCACACAACUGUGUAUAUGAUCUGCUGGCAGUAGAUUAUUAUAUAUAUUUUUUUUCCUUUUUAUUUUUAUUUUAUUUUAUUUUUUUACCUUCCCGUAAUCUCCGUUUUAGUAUGUUGUGAGAAAAAUAUAAAUGCAUUGUCCCCCAUGCCCUCUUGUUUUGUAGCUUUGAAAAUUUGCGUUAGGUUUCAAUUAAAUAAAAUCUGAACUGAUUAUUACC